Messenger RNA from Penicillium chermesinum, 816 nucleotides. RefSeq lists its product as uncharacterized. The coding region runs from base 1 to 816 and encodes 271 amino acids. NCBI's taxonomy places the organism in Eukaryota, Fungi, Ascomycota, Eurotiomycetes, Eurotiales, Aspergillaceae. The record is from RefSeq and is a predicted model, not a curated record. The transcript has 2 exons.
AUGGCUUGCUUCCAAGGGCUUGGGCUGAGAGUCCAGCCCUGGGUAGUGCUGGCUAUUCUCGCCCUGCUGCAGUGUGGCUCGGCCCAGUUCUGUUCCUUUUGGAAUAACAAUUGUAUUGAUCCUCUCGCCCAAACUGCCGUGCCUUUCGACUUCCAGCCGCUCUUCAACGACCCCAUAAGCCUCUAUUAUUCCUUCGACUCUAGCUCAUCCGGCAAGGGCGAGGGUCCUAUGACGAAGACUGCUUUCUGGCUUGGAUACGAGGAUAGGAAAAUCAACCCCUACGCCGUCAAUUCGAACCGAACCGCCGAGGUCGCUUUACGCGUCGGAAACUUCACAGGAACCCCUGCUGGGACCACGAAUGGUUGUGAUGGCAUUUGGGGCAAGUCCUGCUCUCGCGAUAUCAAAAAUACUCUGCAGGCGGCCAUCUUUCAACUCACCACAUCCGAAGGUCACUGGUCACAGCCUCUGGCAACGGCCUUGGACCAAUUGAUGACGAAUCAGCCAGAUCUUCCGUCAUGCGGCGCGCCUGUCUUCGAUGUCGCCUCUAUUCCAGUGCAGGAUUUUGCCUAUGAACGAACCCCCGAUCAACAGGUUACUGUGAUGAAGGCAGGGAGCAGUUAUCGUCCGUGGCAGGUGUGGUAUCUCGACGGCAUGACUGCUCAUCAACAGGCCUCUCAAGUGGCCGUCGGUAUCAUUAGUCGCGCGCCGAGCUACGACAGUAGUCCGCCUACCAGCCCCGACGAUAUUCAGAUCGAGCUAGUGUGUCUACAAGCACCUCAAGGUCCGCCAAGUGGUUCAUCAAAGGAUGAUGAUUAG